ACGGACCGGGACAGAACGGGCCGGGACCGCGAGGGGCGAUGGCUCAGGACAGACAGGAGCCUCCGGCCAAGCGGUUCAAGGCGGCGCCCCCCGGCACGCAGCCCCAGAGCGCCGCGCCGCCCGCACACGUGCAGCGGCGCUCCCUGCCCAUCUCCGGGGCCCGCGGGCCGCUGCUGGCCCGGCUCCGCCGCCUCGACACCGCCGUGCUCAUCGGAGAAACAGGCUCGGGGAAGACCACCCAGCUGCCUCAGUUCCUGUACGAGGCGGGGAUUGGCCAGCCCGGUGUCAUCGCUGUGACCCAGCCCCGCAGGGUGGCAGCUGUCACCCUGGCUGCCAGGGUUGCUGAGGAGAAGAGGACAGAGCUGGGCAAGCUGGUUGGCUACACGGUGCGCUUCGACGACUGCUCGUGCGCGCAGACGCGGCUGCGGUUCCUGACGGACGGGAUGCUGCUGCGCGAGGCCAUCGGGGACCCCCUGCUGCACAAGUACAGCGUGGCCAUCCUGGACGAGGCCCACGAGAGGACCAUCCACACUGAUGUGCUCUUCGGGGUGGUCAAAGCCGCUCAGAAGAAGCGAAAGGAGCGGGGGCUGCGGCCACUGAAAGUGAUUGUCAUGUCAGCCACCAUGGAUGUUGACCUGUUCUCCCAGUACUUCAAUGGAGCUCCUGUCAUCUAUCUGGAGGGCCGGCAGCAUCCCAUCGACAUCUUCUACACCAAGGAGAGGCAGAGUGACUACCUGCAGGCAGCACUGGUGUCCAUCUUCCAGAUCCACCAGGAAGCCCCUGCAUGCCAGGACAUCCUGGUGUUCCUGACUGGUCAGGAAGAAAUUGAAGCAAUGACCAAAACCUGCCGAGAUGUUGCCCAGCACCUCCCUGAGGGCUGCCCACGGAUGACAGUGCUGCCCCUUUAUGCUUCUCUGCCCCACUCCCAACAGCUCCGUGCCUUCAAACCCACCCCUGAGGGCUGUCGCAAAGUGAUCCUCUCCACCAACAUCGCAGAGACCUCCAUCACCAUUGCUGGCAUAAAAUUCGUUGUGGACACAGGCAUGGUCAAAGCCAAGAAGUACAGCCCUGACACUGGCCUGGAGGUGCUGGCAGUGCAGCAGGUGUCCAAGGCCCAGGCUUGGCAGCGCACGGGCAGAGCAGGCAGGCAGCAGAGCGGGGUCUGCUACCGGCUCUACACGGAGGAGGACUUUGAGAAGUUUGAGGAGAUGACAACACCUGAGAUACAGAGGUGUAACCUGGCCAGUGUGGUGCUUCAGCUCCUGGCCCUGAAAAUUCCCAAUGUGCUCACCUUUGACUUCAUGUCCAAACCAUCUCCUGAUGCCAUUCAAGCAGCAAUUGAUCAGCUGGACCUGCUGGGAGCUGUGACCCAAAAGGAAGGUCAGCUUGUCCUGACCCCCUUGGGAAAGAAAAUGGCAGCCUUUCCACUGGAUCCAAAGUUCUCCAAGGCCAUCCUCAUGUCCCCUCAGUUCCACUGUGCAGAGGAGAUCCUGACCAUUGUGUCACUGUUGUCAGUGGACAGUGUCCUCCACAACCCCCCUGCCCAGAGGGAUGAGGUGCAGGCUGUCAGGAAGAAGUUCAUCUCCAGUGAGGGGGAUCAUCUCACCCUGCUCAACGUGUACAGGGCCUACAAGAGCGUCAACGGGCACAAGGGAUGGUGCAGAGAGAACUUUAUCAAUGGCAGGAACAUGAAGCUGAUGGCAGAAGUCAGAGCUCAGCUCAGGGACAUCUGUGUGAAGCUGUCGCUGCCGCUGGAGUCGUGCCGCGGGGACGCGGCGGCCGUGCGGCGCUGCCUGGCCCACAGCCUGUUCAUGAACACGGCCCAGCUGCUCCCGGACGGCUCCUACAGCACCGUGGGCUCCCAGCAGGCCGUGGCCAUCCACCCCUCCUCGGUGCUGUUCCAGUGCAAGCCCGCCUGCGUGGUGUUCACCGGGCUGCUGCGCACCAGCCGCUGCUACAUGCGCGACCUGUGCCCCGUGGACGCCGAGUGGCUGCUGGAGGCCGCGCCCGAAUUCUUCCACAGGAAGCUCCGGGCAGCCAAGAGCUGACCUGGCACCAGCUGGCUUUGGUUCUCCUUGAAAGACUUUGUGAAAAGCAUUGGGAUAAUACUAAUAUAGCCAGAUGGGAUGUGGCUGAGCUUGGCUGGCCCUCGCUGCUGAACCAAAUAGUGGCACUGUGGUGUUUCACCCCACAGACACUUUGGGCUGGCUGGGUGUGUGGUGUUUCACCCCAGAGACACUUUGGGCUGGCUGGGUGUGUGGUGUUCACCCCACAGACACUUUGGGCUGGCUGGGUGUGUGGUGUUUCACCCCACAGACACUUUGGGCUGGCUGGGUGCUGCAGCUGGGCCCGUGGGGACAAGUCCAGGCCUGCAGGAGCUCUGGUGGUGCUGGGAUGGAGCUUCCCCCCAUAACAGGGGCUGCUCCUCAGGUUUCCCUCUGUGGAGAAUCUUUAAGGGGAUGGUGAAGGAAAGGAGCUGGUUCUGAUGGAGGGUUUGGAUCCAGAGCUUUAUUCUGGCCCUCAGGCCUCUGAAUGCAGCACCAGCUCCAACAGAACUCCCUGAGCCCGUGGUUGCUGCUCCUUUAACCCUGGGGAGAGGGCAGGGAAGGGGCAGGGAGCCACCAAGCAGGGACAGGAGGGAAGGGACAAAGGACACCUGGAUGGCCCAGUGCCCCCCAGGGGUAGAGGGCAUCCUUUGGAUCUGCCAAUCACUCAGUGCCCUUCUGGAAUGCCAGGACUGACAGACAGUGCUGGGCAGGGGUCAGGGAGGGAAAGGAGAGGUGAUUGAUACACCUGGGACAGAAUUAUCAGGGGAUGGACCCGAGGUUCUGAGUUAAACUCUGAAAUCACAAUGCAAGAGAAAAGUGCAUAUUAUAUAGCUCUAUGCAGAUAUUUACUAUAUGUAUUUUGUUGUGUUGAUUAGUAGUGCUGUAUUAAUGUUUUAAUAGUAUGGUAAAUGUAGUUUUGUAGUUGAAAGGUAACUUUUGUAGUUAAAAUAGUAACUAUGUGUGUGGGAUGUUUUUUAAGAGAGGAAUGAGGUACUCGCACUGAGAUAGCAGCCACAGGACACCUGAAUGUUUCAGAGAAAGAGAAUUUAGUGCUCCAUUAUCAGGAGAAACGAACUUCUUCCUGCCUUGCUCAGCCCUGAAGACGCCAUCAGGAUUCAGAGGAAGAAGCUGACACUGACCAGACAGAAUCCUGUGUUUGAAUGGAAUUUAUGCAUCAUGUAUGAAGUGUACGAAUAUUCAAGAGCUGUUGCUUUUAAGGGUUAAUCCUCUGUUAAUGUGGAUCCUUUUUUGGGCUUAUGCUGCCCAGAAAAAGGUACCCAGACAUCCAUAACUCUUUGUUUCUGUUGUCUCAUAUUGUCCUAAUCCAAAUUGUCCAAAUUACUAUUAGUCUAAUUAUAUUUCUAUUUUUAUAACAAUUUUAUUACUAUUAAACUUUUAAAAUUUUAAAAACAAGUGAUUGGUGUUUUUCACAACUUAUAUAUUCAUUAAAGUUUAAAAAAAUAACUAUGUUUUCUGUAACCUUAAGGAAGGGGAUGGGUAUUUAUUUAGAUUGGAUUUAUAUGGUUUUUUCCAGAAUAAAGAAGUGAUUAUGAAAAUUUGAA
Molecule: messenger RNA, 3610 nt
Organism: Melospiza melodia melodia
Lineage: Eukaryota; Metazoa; Chordata; Aves; Passeriformes; Passerellidae
Gene: DHX33
Product: DEAH-box helicase 33
Exons: 12
Coding region: 39-2048 (669 amino acids)
Biological process (GO): positive regulation of transcription by RNA polymerase I
Cellular component (GO): nucleolus; intracellular anatomical structure
Molecular function (GO): helicase activity; double-stranded RNA binding
Source: RefSeq, a predicted model, not a curated record